AAAUUAUUGUUGGGUAUAACUUUAUCGUUUUCAUUUAUAUUUUACUGGUUUUUUUAAAGGAAAGUACUUCAAGUAAUAAAUGUGAGAGUGUGGCAGUAACAAAUGAUGAAGUUGUUGUCGUUAAUCAGGAAUUAAUUCAUUUACUAAGCGAAAAUCGUACUAUUGAACCAAAUGUUAUUGGAGAAGCCGAGUGUAGAAAUUCCGAGUUAUCAGAAUCAUGCACAAACUUUUCGAUAUACGAUUUAAUGAAAAAUUUAGAGACGCAAAAGUUACCUAAAAAAUGGAGCUGGGUUGAUGAUUAUUUGAAUCCACCAGCAGUUAUUCUUUGCCAUUUGGAUUAUAAAUGUUAUGACCUAAAGUUCCGUGUGAAAAUUGAUAAAGCCUUGAAUAUAACAGUCACAAAUGUAAAAAUCAACCAAACAAAAAAAAUUGAUUAUGUUACCUCAAAUAUGUGUGAUUUUUGGAAAUUGUUAGAGUUUUUGGAAGCUUCUCAAAUGUGUAGUGGAAGUGGAUGUGAUAGUAAAAAAUCUUCAGUAGCAUGUACGGUAUUGUUAGAGCCGAAAAAACUAUAUAAGAAACAGGCAGCAAUAUAUCGAUGUGACUCAUGUCGACAAGUGAGAAAAAAAAUAGGUAAUCAAUUGUAUAGACCAAAAUUGGAUAUUGAUGCGAAAAAUAAAAAACUAAAACUUAAGCUAAACUCAGUAAAAAAGAAAAAUAUUCGCUUAACUAAUAAGAAUGAAACUUUAAAACUAACCGUUGAAGAAGAAAGACAAAGGUGUGCUCAUGCUUCUGAAACACUAAUCAACCAAGAAAUUUUAAACUUGCCUCCUAUUUAACAAGAAACGGUUAAAGCUUGUUUUGCAGCUGCAAAAGCUAAAAACUCUAAACAACGGAGAUAUACAAUUGAGUGGGUAUAUGAGUGCCUCUUAAUUAGAAUAAAGAGUUCCUCUGUUUAUGAUAGACUCCGAUCUAGACAAAUUUUACCCCUUCCUUGUAAAGAUACACUUCAAAAAUACAUUCAAAAACUAGACAGCGCGUUUGGUUUUUCUGAAGCUCUUUUUGAAACUCUUAAAUUAAAAGGUUCUCGAAUGGAAGUAAACGAGAAGAGGGGUAUUUUAAAUUUUACUUAUUUCUUGCGUGUUGCAGCAGAUAGUAGAACUAACAAUGGCACACUUUUGCUUGAUGAAGUAGCAUUAAGUGAAGCUACAAACUUAAAUCAACGAACUAUGCAGCUCGAUGGUUUUGUUGAUUUGGGUUCUUAUACACCGGAAAAGGAUCUCAACACUCGAGCUGACCACGCACUAGUAUUCAUGUUUCAACCUUUUCAAGGUGAUUGGGUGCAAGUGAUAGGCUGCUUUCUCAGCCGAAGUGCGACUAUCAGCGAAAUUCUCCAUAAGUUGAUAAUUGAAUGUGUAUUACUGCUGGAAAAUGCUGGUUUUAAAGUUGAUGCAGUUACUUGUGAUGGAGCUCAAUGGAAUCGAAGCGCAUGGAAGUUAUUUGGUAUUGAAGACUACAAAUUUAGUUGUCAGCAUCCACAUGAUCCGAGUCGGCGUUUAUGGUUCCUCUCGGACUUUUCCCACUUACUAAAAAACCUGAGAAAUAAAAUCAUGGAAACACCGUUCUUUUGGACACCAGAUGGUUUUGUUUACCGUAAAUAUUGGGAGGCACUGUUAACUUACGAGAAUAGCUUUAAAGCAAAUUUAUCCGUAACAUAUAAAUUAACACCUGGUCACAUAAAACCGGAGCAGUAUCAAAAAAUGAACGUUCUUUUGGCUAUGAAGUUGUUUUCAAAGCGAUUGAGAGUGACAAUGGAGAUGUAUGCGGACAAUUGCCCCGAGCUUAGAGGAUGUGAAUCUACAAUUGCAUUUAUGGAGAGGGUUGAUCGACUUAUUACUGCUAUGACUUCAAGAACUCCGAUGAAUGCUUUACGCGCUGAUCCUUCAUGUGAAAUGAGAAAGGCUAUCACUGACUUUAUUAAGUAUCUCCGAGAAUGGGAAGAACAUGCAAUAGAAGAAAAGAAAAGGUACAAAGACUUGCGGGAAAGCUUAGACGAGGAUCAACUACCUGGAAAAUUUUUUUUUGCAAUCACCCCAAGCACUCUGACUGGAUUAAAGAUCUCUCUUGGGGCGACCUUAGAACUUAUUGAUUUUUUACAUAACGAAUGUAACUACGAUUAUCUUAUGACAAUACGUCUCACUCAAGAUGCUUUAGAGAAGUUCUUUGGAAUUAUGAGAAGUGCCUGUGGAUGUAACGAUCAUUCCGACGUCAUGCUAUUUGCUCAAGUAUAUCGAUUGUUGUGUUCCUAUUCUCUUGCAACUCCUCCAAAGGGUUCCAAUGUUACAGCUGGUGAAUUAUUGCAGUCGUUAAUGCAAACAAAAGAUUCUUUGGCUUUGGCUUCUGCACCGAAGAAUGAAUGGUUAAAAAAACUUGAUGCCAUAGUUGAAAAUGGUAUCAACGAGAAAAUACCUAAACCUAAUGAACGACUUGAUGAUGGCAUUGAUAAAGACGGUGGUAUAUCUGACGGAGGGAUUGAUUUUUGCGACUUUGGAGACGGUCGCAAUUUCAGUACACAGCAUGGCGACGAAGGUGAUACUAUUAACCAUAGCAACAUAUCAGACGGGCGAACAAAUGUUGGCAAUGUACCUUCUGUUAGUCGUGUCAAUACUAGUGACGAAGAAGACGAAGAAGUGCAUCAAGUUCAGCAACCAUGCAAUAGGAAACCAUUUGAAAGCUUAGUGGAUGAUAGUGAUUCUAGUGAUGAUAAUGAUAAUCAAGAGAAGUUAAAUAUUUCUUCUUUUCAAGACUCUUAUCAUGACCAUGACUAUGAUGUCGUUAAAUCUAGUGACGAAAUUAUCGCGUAUAUUGCUGGCUACAUGGUGAGGAAAACGAGUCGAUAUUCUAAGUGUUUUACCUGCAUAGAAACUUUACAGUCAACAAGUAUAUCUACAAGUGGUCGAGAUAAAUUUAUUGAACUGAUGAGUGACGGUGCGUUAAUUUACCCAAGUGAAAAUUUAUUUCUCCUUAUUCAAAGCCUUGAAGAAGACGUUCUAUCUGUUGUAGGAACGAAAACUAUUAAGUGUAAUACAAUGCAUCAGAUUUUGGUUAAGAUAUCAUUACGACAGUCGCUUCCUACUGUUGGGUGCGCCAAACAUACUAAGCAAUUAAUGGUGAAAGUCAUUAAUUACUUUAUAGUCAUGCGAGGUCACUUUCUGGCUAAAUUAUUCAAUAAAAAUUUGAAUCAACGAAAAAUUCUGACUAGAAAACACCGCAAAACUGCAAAGUUGGCGUAGAUGAUAAAUAUGUUAUAAUUUUAUUAAUAUUCAUAAAAAAUUUAUCAGUAUUACUUCUAUUUAAUAAAAUUUAUACAUUUUAAA
This is a messenger RNA of Cotesia glomerata, 3374 nucleotides long. RefSeq lists its product as uncharacterized. The record is from RefSeq and is a predicted model, not a curated record. The coding region runs from base 1089 to 3290 and encodes 733 amino acids. The transcript is spliced from 11 exons. Lineage: Eukaryota; Metazoa; Arthropoda; Insecta; Hymenoptera; Braconidae.